Cinara cedri is the source of this 9073-nucleotide messenger RNA. The record is from the annotation of a GenBank genome assembly. NCBI's taxonomy places the organism in Eukaryota, Metazoa, Arthropoda, Insecta, Hemiptera, Aphididae.
CGAGACGACACCAAUGUGAGAAACGUAAAAUAUCGCGCGCGCGUUACACCGCAUAUGUUAAUUGUGUUUUCGUGUAUUGAAUAAUUUUCCGUUCCGAUUGCCGGCGCGUUUUCGUAUAAUAUCCGUAUUACCGUCAGAGGAGAACAAGAGACGAAUAAUAACAAAAACAACAACAACAACAACAACAACAAUAAUAAUAAUAAUACUGGAACGGAGACGACGGGGAAAAACGAAUAACGACAAUAUAUACGAUACGUCUGUGAAAUGACAUCUUCCGAACUACAGAACCUGCAGACGUGGGUCAAAGGGCAACCGGUGCGAGCGAGAUUGCUGGACGCUCAGCUUUGGUCCGAGUUUUUAGCCAUCAACAACGAAAUGAUCGUCACGAAAACCGGAAGGUGAGCGUCCGUUUUGUAUUGUACAUUGAUUGCGUUUAGCGAUAUUUUUAUUUUUUUUUUUUCUCCACCGGAAAAUUUCGUGUUCAAAUACGCCCCCCCCCCCCGAAAGUACCUGUUCUCGCAGCGAUCGAAGCGAAUAUUUUCAAACGUUUCAAACGUUUUCGGGUCACACGCGUUCGACUGUCUGAACGUUAAUUUACGCAUUUUGAGUUUGUUCGAAAUGCAUGCGUAAUAGUAGACUUGACAUAGUAUUUAAUGUCGCCGCGUUCGCCUUUAUCCCGCACAAUAAUAUAAACGGGAUCGGUUGUAUUAGAAAGAACACGCGUAGGCAAUAAUUUUGUAAUCGCGUUCGCAGACCACACACCUAUACGGUACCUUGUAAGAAUUCACUAGAAUAACAAUUUUUUUCCGAAGAAAAUAGUUUUUAAAGGCAAUAUUUGUGUGCGGUCAACAUAAUUAUAUUCACUGUCUCGUAUCGAAUUAGCGAAAUUGUGUAUACAGGUGGGUAAGUAGAAAACUAUAUCUAAUAAAACAAAAAGUUUGAUUGUUGCGGGAACUUUUAUGAAAACAGUCACCUACCAAUUCAAAUUCUACAAUACGGUCCGUAUUGCCGCAGUGGUUCCCGACCUUUUUGAGACUAUUACCCGUUAAUCGGGUUAUAGAUAUUAGCAAGUAUCCGUCAAAAAGUUAAAAAUUUUAGUUUAAGAACCAAAAAAAUUAAUAAUGUUUUCAAUCGGCGGUAUACCGGCCGAUAGUUAGGUAGUGGACAUGGCACCGACAAGUACAAACACCAAUAACGAACAGUGAACAAUUAACUGACGGUCGCAAACCGUCAAAUGAAUAUUGUAGAUUUUGUAUUAAUUAAAUAACUGUCAUCUAAUCUGAUUGCCCGAUGUACAGGAUUUUUCGGUUGUUUAAACAAGUUGUCGAUGGACGAACACUGUACAACAAAAAUAGUUAAACUUAUAAUUUAGGUACGUCGUGUUAAAUUUUCAAACAUUUUUCGUAAGUCGCAUAAUUUUUAUAACACAUAGGUACCUAACGAAUAAAAAUAAGUCAUAUAAAAACACGAAAAUAUCAAAUACCAAUAAAAAACCUAAAAACGGCUAGAAUGUUUUGAACAUUUUACCACGUCUACUACAAAACGCCAUUUUAAGUAUUUUGUGAAAACUACAAGUCUCUACGGUAAUUUUUGACCGAAUAACAACAAAAAACUCAAAUGCCGUACAUUUCGCCGUAUUUCCUACGUUUUUACCCGGUUUUUCGUAAUUACAAGGAAAAAUAUACGGAAAAUCAAAAACAACGACUUUAUUACUCACAAACAAGACAAAAUUAUUAGGAUAGGACUAUUAUGAAAACUAACUUUGGAUAUAAAAAAAAGACUUUCUUCGACGGUGGCUAUUAUAUUAGAAGGAACGAAAUCGAUCUCGCGUUAAUUUUCGGUUGGAGCAUUAUUUCUGGUAUAAAACAUAGUUUACAAAUAUUGAAAACAAUGAAAUCGGUAACGCCCGCACAGUGUGAGAAAUUGAUAUUUAAGGGAAUAUUUUUUUUCCUUUUCAUUUGUUAAUGAAAAUAGGAAAAAAAAAAUAACGCUUCAUCUAAAUACCUAGAAAAACACAAAGUAAUUGUUGCCAAUGUGUAUUAGUAUUUUUUCAAAUUUAACCGUACAAUAUACAAUUUAUAUUAGGUAUGUAUAUUUAUUUUUAAUUCACUGUACUCUUAUGAAAUAUAAAAGAUAAUACAAUUAAAGAAUAAAGGUGCACAUUUAUAGCCUUUUUUUACCUUUAUGAAUAAACCUAUCUUCAGUCGUAACAUUUUCGAACAUUACUUUUUUUUUAACCAACUCACAGCCUCGGAACAUAAUCGUUUUGGUACUAUUUGUUUAAUAGAACUUUUAAAAGUAAUUAAUGGAUCGGAUGAUAUCGGUAGUAAAUGAAAAACGUCGAGGAUGCUCUGGUUGGAGAAUUUUCUGUCGACUGUUUUAAAAGAUCUGCCUCUGUAUGGUUCCCAAUAGAAUAUAAAACACUUUUAGAAACGUAUACUAUUUUUUCAUUCGAAUUCUCGUAAAUAAUUUAAAAAUGAAUAUUAUUUCGUCGAUUUAUGUAAUUAUAUAUAUAUUUAUAUAAUUCAUUCGUUUUUUAUUUUUUUUAGCAAAUCCUUAUUCUUGACGAUACUGUUCAGGUUAAUAGGACAAUAUUAUUAAAUUAUUGCAUUAUUAGUCCUUGAUAAGUGUGCAAAGUUUCAAUUAAACAUGAUCUUUUAAAGUGAGUGAAAAUUACGUUUAAAGUUUCCAUUACAUAGAAACAUACAGGUGAAACUAGUAAAAGCGUGUUAAAAAAUUAUAAAUAAAAUAAGAUUUAAGAUAUUUAAGGCAAUUAGUGUCGAACAAAAUUUUUAUUUUACGAAAUAAUAUGUAUGGUUGUACAGUUGUAUGUAUCGAUUGUACUGCCCCUAGUUCCCCCCUUUUUUUUUUACAUACUAAUAAUGUUUAAGUUUUAAACUAUCUAAAUUUAUUCAACAUUAUAUUUUGUUACACCUGAAUUUGUGUAAUUAAAAACUAUAAUAGUUAUAAAGUACAAGCUUACCUUGUUGACGAGAAGCCAUUUUGUUCUCUCUAUAGUUAGUUCUGGGAAAAAACUGGAAAUAAAUGAAUAUAAAAUUUCUGAAAAUUCCACAUUAUUCAUAAUUGCGAUACUAUCGAGAAUAUGAACUUAAACCGUGUUUGUGGUAACGCCGUAGAUAAUAAGAUGGGAUUUUUUUUAUUUUUUAUUUUUACGCAACAUCAAAAUUAGUAUUAUCUGGUUUAUUACACAUUAUGGCGAUAUCAAAUUUAUUAGGUUUUCUCCACUCAAAUGACUACAAAACACUCAAAAUGGACUUUUAUUUAAAAAAUCACAAAAAAUCUGAAUAAAAAACAAAUGACGCCAAUAAUAUUUGUCCGCGUUAAAUGGUUAUCGAGUUUACGGCGUUAUUAAAUUCACGCGUGACGUCUAAAAUCCUACUCACGGCUGCGAUGUACCUAUACACGUGUCUGUUACCAAUCGGGUGUCACCGUUCGCACUACGAUACCAUGUUACCUAUAUUAUGCAUUUAAGACGAAUAAUAUCCGGUUCAUGUGGCUGUAACAGAACAAUGUAUUUUAUUACGUACUAAUCAUUAUUAUUUAUUAACUUACAAGUAUGUAUACAAACAUUGUUAACGGUUUAAAUUGAUUUAGUAUUGGAAAUGGAUAAUAUUAUUGUUUUAAUAAUAGUUGGGUAUUUGUAAUAAUAAUAAUACGUAAUAAAAAAAAUAUGAUUUUUUUUUUGUUGUAUGGUCCUUUUAAAUAUCAAUUUCUCCCAUUGUGCGCCGUAAAUAUUUGCCGUUUUACCUAAAUUGCUCUUUCCGGUUUUUUCCAAUUAUUUUGAAAACCAUAUGGAAAAUUAAAUACAGUCUCUCUGCCAACUAGAGAAAAUUUCCUUUUAGAAAAAUUACUACACUCUAUACGUUGAAGCAAGAUUUCUGGUAGAAAAAUUGUUUACGGACAGAAAAAAAGACGACAUUUGGGCAAAAAACUUGUAUUUGCCUUUUCUAAACGUAGUCAAAUUUUCAAAACAUUUGAGCCAUUUUUGAGCUAUUUAUAGAUAUUUUAAUUUUGCGAGUGUUUUACGUAAGUUUAUUUAGUAGGUACCUAUUACUGUUGGACUUCAUUGAAAUGCUUGAAAAUUCAACAGGAAGUUCAUUAUAAGUCGUUAUUUUGGUAAAAAAAUAAAAUAAAUUUAACGUAAAUUUUUGUUUUUUAACAAGAAUUUAAAUUUUGACGAAAACCGUAAAUAUUACGGCCUUUCAAAACAUGUAUAACCGAACUUCGCUCCGAAUCGUUUUUCGUUAGCAAUGAUUUAUCGUUGCGUACAGAUUUAAAUUAAAUAUCUCUAUGUAACUUGUCUUCUGCGCUUCCCACCGACAACAGUUUAACACACUCCCAUCAUCAGUAUCAGCUAUUUUUCUCAAACGACUCAAACAACUUUUCAACCGCAAAUCUCGCUCCUAUCAUUAAAUUUUGGGGCGGCUUCUGGUGGAAAAUUGUGUCUGGUCGGUGGAUUCGGGCGGUCAAUUUUCGAUUGUUCUCAUAGUUUUCUUAACAAUUUGGGUAAGCCGGGAAAAACUGAAAAAAGGAAGGUACGCGCAAUGCGGAUUGUCUGAUAUUGUCGUUUUCGUUUUUACAAUUCGGAUAACAAAAAUAUUCGCCAGCACACACACUCAUUAUUUUUACCGUCAUUAUGGAUGUAAAUCGGAAUGAGAUUUCUGGUGGGAAAAAAACAUAAACACACACGCCACCGUGAAACCAAUAGGUCCUUCGUUACGCUCCGAAUCUAAAAUUGGUCUCGUCGUUACCGCCCGGAAAAUUCCGUUUCCAACUCGUUUUCCAGGUUGGGAACCGCUGAUCCAGAGCCGUCAGAAUACAUGUAGCUAAUUUUAUAAUUUUUUAAACUAUAAAUCUAUAUUUAUUUUUUUUAUGAAUUUCGUCCGACAGUUAGUUUAGAUUAUCGUGUUUGGUACGUGUAUUGUACUAUUAGGCAAGUACCUAUUCCUGUAAUUACUGUUGUCAACGAAAAUCAAACAGUGUGCCUAUCCAUAACAAUAUUACGAACGACUUUUCGAUAAACUGGGCGAUGAGUUUUGUACCGAUAAACGGUUUUGUAAUAUUGUUGUGGAUAGACACAUUAUUUGAUUCGAAGUACGAAGUGUGACGCGGAUUACGCGUUUCGUUUCGUUUUCUGCCGCGACACAAAUCGUUAAAAUUAAUUUUUACACGUGGCGCAAAAUACGCAUACACUUCAAUGUACCCGGCGGUGGCGCAAAAUUACACGUAAUAGGUAAAAUCGGCCCAAAAAUACUAUCUCGCGAUAAUCCAUUAUUAAUAGAGUAGCCGAAUAUGCGUGGCCGGCACCUAUACCUGGUGCGCAGGCAUAAUUCAACUGUAUCAAAAACCGUCACUUAGCUCAGACAAUAACAGUCAUUAACUAAUAACCAUACCCAUUACGUUCAUCCGUGUCUAUAUGAUUUUGCAUUAAACAUACAAUAUGCACGUUGUAUAAUCGCAUAGUGUUUAUGCAGGAACCGCAGAACUUAUGUAAGCACAGAUAAUUAGGUAAUUUAUUAUUAAUUAUUAUAUUUCGAGUGGUACCUUAGGCCCACGAACAGUUUCAAAAUACCUAAGUAUCAUUAUUUACAUAAUAGUAUAAUGUGUGGGACAGUGCGUACAGACCCGGAAUGUACGAGUCCGGAAUGCGCAAAUCUGACAAACAAAAUAAUAUUUCGAAUUUCAGCGAAAUUUCGCGAACGUUGGCGACGUGCGGACUUACGUCUAAGACACUAUAGACAAUGUCCUCCCGGCAGUAGUGUCAGUUUCGGAUUUAAAAUGGGCGGGCGAGCGGCUAUUCCAGCGGCUCUUAACCUAAUUCGUUUCAGCGCCCCGUCACCGAGAUAUCUCUCUGCUAACGCCCCCAUCACUCAGACCUAUAGGCUUGUCGUUGCCUUUCAAUUGGUCUUUUGCUGACGACCUUAGUUAUUGUAGGAAUCUUGGCCAACUUAAAAUCACAAGUCUAAUCCGACCCUGUACAUAUUGUCAUAGAUUUGCUUGAUUUACUUGUAUUUAGUUAAACGUUUCAUACUCGAGUCAUUAUCUGUAAUUACUGACAUUUCCUGUUAAAUGGCGCGUCUCCGUUUUUAAUUUCGCGACGUCCGAAUCGCGUUGCAGUUUAAAGUGAAAUUUACCGUUUAUUCUAACAUCAAAUAUCGAGCAUAUGCUUACCCACUAGUACAAUAAAAAACUACGAAUAAUACUUUGGUACCUACUAAUACAAUUGAACACUUAACAUUUUUUUUAUUUCGUAAUAAUCUUGAAAUUUUGCAUUUGACCUUUCAGUUUAUAUAAAACAACAAUAUCCUAUAUUAAUACGGCUUAGGGAGGGAUGUAUCCCAAAGAUCCCUCCGUAAUUACGCCCCUGAAUGGUUUAUCGUCGCGUAAAUAUAUAAAUUAUAUUCCUCUCAAUGUCCUUCCUUCUAAACUUCUAAUUUACAACAGUGGCACACCCAACGUGCGAAAAUAUGUCCGUAUUUUUUUAUAAUACUUUCUGGUAGUAUCUGAGUGAUAUUCAAACAAAAAUAGGUAAGGUAUACUGUUAAAAUAAACUGUAAAAACUAUAAAAGUUUUAAUAUUAAGUAGGUACUAGGUAGGUAUCUAUAUAUAUAUAUAUGUAGUUUUAAUAAAUUAGUCAACAGUUCUUCCCUGUGUUUAAAAUGUUAUAGGUACGACUAUUAAUUUGUAAAAUAAUUUAAAAACUAUUAAGUCUUAACUGUUAUGUUCCAUUUUGUAUAGGCGAAUGUUUCCAGUGAUCAAAACCCAAGUCACUGGGUUGAUUCCGGGAGAUAUGUACACUGUAUUUUUGGAAUUUGUGCAAGUGGUCGGACAAAGAUGGAAAUAUAUAAAUAGCGAAUGGUCUCCGACCACUACAUCGGACCCGGCCACGAAAAAUCCUUUUUACAAACAUCCGGAGUCGCCAAACUUUGGCAAACAUUGGAUGGAACAGCCAAUUUCAUUCGCUAAAAUCAAACUCACUAACAGGCCGGAUAACCCUGGACAGGUAUGUAUAAAACCAAAAGCGAUUCUAAUAAUAUUAUAAAAUAUCAAUAUCUACGUAAUAUAAUAUUAUGUAUACUCAAUUUAUUGCCUAAUUUUCAAUAUUGGAAGUAAACCAACCUAUGGUUCAUAAAUGCUAAAACUAUAGAUUAAAAAUCAAUAUGGUAUUUUGCAGACUCACUUGAAUUCGUUGCACCAAUACGAGACCAAAUUACACAUAGUCAAAGUAGGCGAUCCGAAUGAUGUUCAAAUGUUUUCGAUGCCGCAGACUAGAUUUAUGGCAGUUACGGCAUAUCAAAAUGAAGAGGUAUGUACCUAUACACAACAGCCACCGUCAGUGAAUUUCAUUUACCUACCAUAAACUAUUUAACAACUAUAACAGAAUAUUAUAACUUAUAAGUUUACUGGCACAGGAUACAUUUAUAUAGGUACUAAACAGAGUCAUCACUCUUCAUUUAAUCUCAAAAAGUACCUAUUAACUUCUUUUAGACAGUUCAUAAAACAAGUGGCUUUAAAAUGUUACCAAUAUUAGGUACCGUUAUUUUUGUCAUCCUUAUUUUUAGGAAAUGGUUAACUAGCACAUUUUUAAUUAUUGAAUGGCAGCCUAUAGAUACGGAUUAAAAAUUCCAUAUUUAGAUGGAGUAUUAAUAUAAAAAUUUUACUAAAAAUGUAUUUAAUACAUUUUGAUGUUGAAAUUGUUGAUUUUCGUUAACCUUUUGACAAGAUAUUUCGCUUUGAAUUUUGGAUAGGGGAAGUAGUGGAGCAUGUGUGACAUUGUGCGCCAAGUUUAAACCGUGAUCCACCGAAAAAAAUACGAAAUGUAAUAUUUUGAAGCGGUGUUCCUUAAUUAUCAAAAAAAAAAAAAUCCAAAAAAAUUAAUAUUUUACAAGAUAUCACAAUGAUUAUAUUAUAUUGUAUUAUUUAUAUUCGUGGGACAUUCUGUAUUGGUUGAUAUUUGAAAUUCGAAAAUAGGCAAUGGUUACACUACACAAAAAUAAGGGUGAUAAAAAAUAACAUUAUGUACACAAAUCAACAUAAUAUUAUUGUAAUGUACAAUUUAAUUCACAAUGGAUGUCAUAAUGUGCAAUCAUACUAUAAUUUUUAAGAAUUUAAAAAAUAAAUAUUUCCACAAGUAUUGAAUUAUUUUCAAAUAUUUUAACACCUUUUAAAGUAAAAUUUUGUGCGUCAACAAAUAUUAUAUAUAGUUUACUAGAGACCAAUAUUAUGAUUUUGGAAUUUACAUUUCAAAUAAAUACAUAAUGAAAAUAUUCCUUUAGGUAACUAAACUCAAAAUAAAAUAUAAUCCAUUUGCCAAGGCAUUUAAAGACACUAAAGUCAAAACCGAAGAAGUAGAUAAAAGAGAACAAGAAGUUUAUCCGUCUGUACUAGGAUAUGGUAAGAAUUGUACACAGAUUAUUUAGUUCAUUGGAUAAAAUUUGUAAAUAUAUAAUUUUUUUAACACAGAAAGUAAUAACUCCAAUUUUAAUAAUAAUGGUAAUUACUCGACAACAACUACAGACAAUUGGUUGGCCCAGUAUGGAGGCCAAAGAGAAACGACAACUCGAUGUCAAUGCACAGCAUGUUACUUUGCCAAACCUCAAGUUAAUCAUAAGAAAUGCGUACCGAUUUACAAUGGUAGUCAAGACGAUAACCACACUGCAUAUCCGCCUGUAUCCUACAAUUGGACACAGUUAGGAGGAUAACAUAUCAUUCGCAUGUUUGUACAGCCUAAUAUUAUGUUUACUUUUGUACUUUUUUAUUAUUUUUUAUGGGUUACAUAAUAUUAUUAUUAUUAUGUAUACAUAUUAAAUUAUUAUUCAUUGUUUUACUUUAAUUGUAUGGUGUACUUAUACACAUUUGGGGUUAAUAAAAGUAUAUUAAUAAAAUUGGAUGACUAUUGUUUUAAAUUCUCAUUGAACUCAAAUCUGUUAUUUUCGGUGAAUUUGUAUUUAUAAGGUCUUCAAUUUUAAGCUAUAAUUAAUAUUAUAGUAAUACAAACUGUAUAUUUUAAAAUUAAAUAUUUAAAUUUGUUUCAGUAAAUUGUUUUAUAUGU